GGGGUGGUCUGCCCAAUUCGAGGGCGGUGUGUGGCCCCGCCCUCCGCACGUUUGGCCAAUCAGCGUGGGGCUCAGCGCCGCGGGCCGGGGUCGGAGCCUCGUCUCGGGAGGUGACCGGGACGUGCCCGCCACCGGCGCCUCCGGCCCCGGCCCCGCCGGGCCCGGCAUGGCGGACUUGCAAGGGGGGCGGCUGGCGCGGCGCUCCGCCCGAGCUGCCAGCGGCAAUGCCUGCUGCUGGGCGCUGCCCACAGCGCUGCUCUGCGCCUACGGCUUCUUCUGCAGCGUUCGGCCGUCGGAGCCCUUCCUCACCCGGUACCUGCUGGGGCCGCACAAGAACCUCUCCGAGACCCAGGUGUUCAACGAGAUUUACCCGGUGUGGACUUACUCCUACCUGGCGCUGCUCUUCCCCGUGUUCCUGGCCACGGACUAUCUGCGGUACAAGCCUGUGGUCCUGCUGCAGGGCCUGAGCCUCAUCGUCACCUGGUUCAUGCUGCUGUACGCCCAGCGGCUAUGGGCCUUCCAGCUCCUUGAGUUCUUCUACGGGAUGGGGACUGCCACCGACAUCGCCUAUUAUUCCUACAUCUACAGUGUCGUCGAUAUCAACCUGUACCAGCAGGUCACCAGCUACUGCCGAAGUGCCACCCUGGUGGGUUACACAGUGGGCUCGGUGUCUGGGCAGGUCCUUGUGUCAGUGGCAGGAUGGUCCCUCUUCAGCUUGAACGUUGUCUCCUUAACCAGCAUAUCCAUUGCCUUUGCCACGGCGUGGUUCCUGCCCAUGCCACAAAAAAGCCUUUUCUUUCACCACCUAUCAAGUCAGCGACGUAGUUUUGAAAUGAAGGUCAUGGAGUGUAAAAAUGGAGCAGCUGUCCAAGAUCAUCCCGAUGUGCAGAGGGCACCUGGCUGGGAGGAUGAGACAAAAGUUCCCUUAAAUGGGGAGGGUCAUUCAGCAAAGAAACAGAAGCAGAAAGUAGACAUCGCAAAGGUGCUUAAAGACCUCUGGCAGGACUUCCUCCAGUGCUACUCCUCCAGGACCAUGCUCUGCUGGUCUGUGUGGUGGGCACUGUCCACCUGUGGCUACUUUCAGGUCAUCAACUACGCUCAGGGCCUGUGGGAGAUGGUGCUGCCUUCUCACAGCGCGGACAUCUACAAUGGUGCUGUGGAAGCAGCCUCGACGCUCCUGGGAGCAGUUGCAGUUGUUGUUGUGGGUCACAUAAAAACAUCCUGGGCAAUGUGGGGUGAAGUGGCACUUGCCCUGUUCUCUCUUCUUAUUGCUGCUGCUGUGUAUGUCAUGGACACUGUUCGUAACAUCUGGGUGUGCUAUUCAUCCUAUGUCAUCUUCAGAAUUAUCUACAUGAUGCUAAUCACAAUAGCAACGUUCCAGAUUGCUACAAAUCUCAGUGUGGAGCGGUAUGCCCUGGUAUUUGGGGUUAAUACUUUCAUUGCCUUAGCACUUCAGACUCUGCUCACUGUGAUUGUUGUGGAUGCCAGUGGUCUUGGCUUGGACAUCUUCACCCAGUUCAUGAUUUAUGCCUCUUACUUUGCGGCCAUCUCACUGGUGUUCUUGGUCAGUGGCAUCUGCAGUAUUGUGGGAGCUUACAGAAGACAAGAGCAGGUGCAAAGCAGAUCUCCUGAAAGCCAGUAGUGCACUAAGCAAAGACUCUUGGUGACUAUGUAUGAAGAUAGAGGUCUGUUUUUAAUCUCUGCCUUUUCUUCCCAAGGCAAUCACCUUAAUGGUAUAUGAUCCAUAUUUAUACUAUAUUAGUAGCACAUUUUAGAAGGUAAAUAUAUUAGCUCUUACGUAAGUAAGAACAAAUAUCUUCUUUCUAAAAUGCCUUUUGUUCUUCUGUUGCGUGUAUGGGAUAUGCAGCAAAGAACAGUAAGUUUUCUCAAAGAAUGAGAGCCUUGGGAAGUUUUAGUAUAAUACUGUCCAUCUGCAGACAGUUUUGUGAUUGUCUGGUCAACUGCUGCUCUCUGUCAUGAGGUGCUGUAACAGGGCAGAAAUGAGGGCACACUAACAGACCUCUCUAUGGAGAGCCCCAGGCCUGUGAAAGGAGGUGGCCUGAGGACUGUGCUCUGCAGUGUGGCUCUCACUGAAGCUGCCCUGUGAUGCUGGAUGCUCUGUUUUGAGAACUGGUGCACUUACAUUUCUGCAUACGCACAUGCUUCCUAGAGGAGCUUGUACUGUUUCUCCUGUUCCUGUCUGUCAUCCUUGCUGCCAGAGGUUUACCUUAGUUGAUCAUGGUGCUUCCCCAAAAACAUAACUGUGUCCUGGGGCAAUUUGUGGCACUGGUGGAUGGACUAUCAGCAGCACUACCUGUUCCACAAAGACCUGUUCCUAGGAAGGACUGUAACUGGAGGGGAAACUUAAAGGGAGUUGAAAUAGGCAAAAUGCUAAUCCAUGGGACCCUUGGUUAACUUUGACUUUGUCCCUUAGGGCUGCAGAUUCCUGUGAUUACAGGAGUCACUGCCUCACAACCCACAGGCUGGACGGUUUCAGGGGUGAUGUAUGUUAGCAUAGCACUGAGAAGGAAGGUAACUCACGGGAUUUUAAGCUAUUCUUUGUGCUUUUAGAAAAUUGUGGCUGUGGUGAUUAAAUUGACACCUUCAAUUAUGGUGGUUAGUAGAAUGACUGCCUGAGGCUUUGGAAAAUGAUGAUUUAUGGUCUGUCAUUUUUCCACUGUUAUUUUAAAAUGCCUUUAUGCUUCUGGUGGGUCUCUGUCCACUAGUUCUACCUCUUCUUUCCACAUGAGCAGAACAAUGAAUGUUUAGAGUGGGCAAUUCUUUAUUUAGUCCAGUUUAAGUAAUUUGGGACUUGCCUCAUAUCGGUUUUUUAAAAUAAUUUAUAUUUUCCAAAUUGCUUCAACACUGAGGAGGAGUUGUACAGUUGUCCUGGGCUUGGGCACCUGGUUACUCAGGCAGCAUGACCAGAACAGCAACAAAUGCCUAUGGAGUGUGCCUGUUUCUGUGCAAGUUGUGGUGAGUUUAAGUGUACAGGAGAUGUGGCAAGGGAGAAGGUGCAAUGCAGCCUUUCCCUCCAUGCCUUCUCCCUGUGUGUUCGUUAGAGCUCCUUUCUUCUUUCAGCUGAAGAAGCAGCUUUGGUUCAUCAUCUGCUUUUACUGCCAAGGAGAUUUCACAGUAUUGGGGUUGGGAAGGUGUUUUCCCCCUGGCUGGGACACUUCCCAUCAUUUUCUGUGAGCCUCAGCCUUUACUACACAAGGUGCAUGAUUAAUGUGUUUGGCAUGUGCUGCCUGGGAUCCAGGGAGCCCUUCCAGGCUGCCUGCUCAGGGGAGCCCACUCCCCAAAAACUUUUCUUUCUGCACAUUGCCUCUUGAAACAGCCCCCUAAAGAGGGGCUCAGCUGCACUGGCAUUUAUAUGUGUAAACUUAACUGCCUUAUCCUGAAGUGGACACUUGAAGCCACCCAUGUAUAUAUUCCUUUCUCUGUGUUUUUUUUGUUUUUAAACAAAAUAAAAUCUGAAGCCAUGAAAUGCUAGCUGAUGAGCUGUACUGGAACAGGGAUAGUCUGUCUUUUGAGUUCCUUGGUCUAAUGGCAGUUGGAGCAAAGCAGGGGGAAUGGGUACACAGCACUCCUGUCAAGUGACCAAAAGGAGCAGCUCAAUUUUAAUCAUACUUUUCCUACAGAGGUCAAAUCUUUGAUGGGGAACAGCACAGUUAUUUUAAAAGCAAGUCACAAAGUAACUAUUGACUUACAGCAAUAUCAGUAAUUUUUGUACCAAAGUAAUGAAACUGUGGCAACUACAAUAGAAAGGCUUGUUAUGCUGUGUAUGUCUUCAGGCCCACAAGUUAUUGAAGCCACACCUGGAUGUUGUUCAGGUUCUGAGCUCGGCUGUUGCUUUGGUGAUGAGGUGACUAUAGAGCCUGAUUGGAGCUGUAUGCAGACUUAACGGUGAUGCCUAGGAAAACCUGUAACCAUGUGGAUGUUGUUGGUUUCUAAUUAAACAGCUAUUUUUGUUAAAUAAAAAUACUCUGAGCUAUCCUAUGUGGAA
Messenger RNA from Serinus canaria (Common canary), 4006 nucleotides. RefSeq names its product solute carrier family 19 member 2 (gene SLC19A2). Gene Ontology annotation, biological process: transmembrane transport; vitamin transport. Bases 167 to 1642 code for a protein of 491 amino acids. Gene Ontology annotation, cellular component: plasma membrane. Gene Ontology annotation, molecular function: vitamin transmembrane transporter activity. Lineage: Eukaryota; Metazoa; Chordata; Aves; Passeriformes; Fringillidae. The record is from RefSeq and is a predicted model, not a curated record. The transcript has 6 exons.